Pocillopora meandrina is the source of this 342-nucleotide messenger RNA. The record is from the annotation of a GenBank genome assembly. Lineage: Eukaryota; Metazoa; Cnidaria; Anthozoa; Scleractinia; Pocilloporidae.
AUGAAGAAAUUUACAAUCAUUUGGACUUUGAGUGGGCUAUCCAUCUGUGGUAAAGUCACUAUAGUCAAAUCUCUACUCGUCCCUAAACUUGUCUACAUGUCUUCGUUGCUUCCAACUCCAUUACACAUUAUCAAACAGGUGAAUCACACAAUUUGCACUUUUUUAUGGAAAGGGAAGGAUAAGGUGACGAGACUUUCUGCAAUAGACAAUUUUGAACGUGACGGAAUAAAAAUGAUAGUCAUGUAGAGUUUGAUUAAAGCUCGAAGACUAGCCUGGUUGAAGCGAAUUUUGAACGAUAACGCAAAUACAUGGAAGUUCUGUUUAAUGCACCUCUUAAAAUAA